Messenger RNA from Eucalyptus grandis, 2679 nucleotides. RefSeq names its product casein kinase 1-like protein HD16. Gene Ontology annotation, cellular component: cytoplasm; nucleus. Gene Ontology annotation, molecular function: protein serine/threonine kinase activity; ATP binding. Bases 895 to 1263 code for a protein of 122 amino acids. The transcript has 7 exons. Lineage: Eukaryota; Viridiplantae; Streptophyta; Magnoliopsida; Myrtales; Myrtaceae. The record is from RefSeq and is a predicted model, not a curated record. Gene Ontology annotation, biological process: endocytosis; peptidyl-serine phosphorylation; signal transduction.
CUCUCUCUUCCUUCUCGGCUUCUUCUCGGCGAAGAAGAAGGAGAAGAGGGAAGAGGAUAGCUGCUUCAGGUCGAUCGCGUGGGUCGCGAAUGGCGGCGGAAGGACGAUUCCUUCUCCUCUGCUCCCCAGCGAAUCUGCCGAUGUGAUGGAAUCAACGUGCAGAGCAUGGGGUAGGGAGAUGAGAGAAGCAUUAUUACCUGAUGAUUUGAAUGAUCUCUCUGGGGACCUCCUUACUACUUUUAGAAACAGCAAAGUGGCAGGCAUUUCCUUGUUUUGCCCUCCUGAACCUAAGGUUACUCGAUUUGUUUACCUGGUAUUCCUCUGUCAAAAGUUUCCAAUAGCACUGGGUCCUUAAAAUUGUCGUCAUUGGUCUUCUUAGAGAUGUAGAGUAGGUCGCUACUGCACCGUUGCCUUUUAGCAUCUCCUACUUCACAGAUUCUCAUGUUGAGGCUUACACUUACUUGGCUUGAAGUUGGAAAUCACAUCGUAUCAGAGGGCUUUCAAACUCUGCUUACAGAUCCAUUGAACAUACAGAAUAAUUUUUUUUAAGCCAUGCGCUAUAUUUUUCCUUGGAACUGAUAUGUGUGUGCUCAUUGGAUCUUUUUAAGCUGGGAGAAUUUGAGAGAGCGGUCAGGCUUAGCUAUAGGCCUUGUGGUGGCGAAAGUACUACGGCUCGAGAUGGACAGUUUAUUGUGGCUAUCAGAGAUCAAAUCUCUCAUGUUGAAGCAGCAUUGCCAGAAUUUCUUAGUGAGGGGGGAGGGGUGUGGAACAGCCUGCAUUGAACAUCUUUGAAGGAUUUCAUUUUGGAAAAUUAUGAUGAGAAGGAAAAUGUGGGGUCUAAUACCAGUGCUGCUUGCAGCAGUGGCUUAAUGGAUGAGAGCAAGAGCUUAAAGGAUGGAAAAUCUAAUGAGGAUUACAAAGGGCAACAAGGUCAUGGAUUUGCUCGGACCCAGUUUACAACCCCGUUUCGUCAACAACUUCCCAAACGUGCCAUUGGAAGCAAUUGCAUAUAUUGCCGUCGAAGUAAUCUCUAUACUUGAGAAGCUACACUUUGGAGGGUACAUCCAUGGUGACAUAAUACUAGGUAAAUUUUUGCUUGGUCCUCCAGGAACUCCUGAAGAGAGGAGACUGUUUCUGACCGACCUAGGAUUAGUCACAAGAUGGCGGGAUCCCACCAUUGGUUCACAUGUCAAGUACUACCAAACUCCAGAUGAUAUCGGGUUCGAACAAAAUGAUGUUAGUAUAUCUUGCCUACCUGUGUAAUUACUGUUCCAUGCACCCAACUAAAGGAUUUGUUACAGAAGAACAAUUCGAUUUGCAAGUGUUCACACUCAACUUGGUAGAACAAGUAGGGGGAGGAAUGAUCUAGAGUCUCUGGUUUACGUGCUCAUGUAUCUUGUCAGUGCUUGUUUGCCUAGGCCAAGACAUCGGGUUUCAUCCCUAUACCCAGAGAAGAUUUCUUGCACUAAACCCCUGUAUCGGUCUUUUGAUCACCAGUCUUUCAGGGAGAGGAUAAGGCUUACCUUGUUUGCAAGCGAAAGAUGGCCACUCCUCUAGACAUGCCGUGUGAUGCUUGUCCUGGGCCUUACCUGCAAUUCACUGCGUCUGUGCUUGAUCUGAAAUUCGAUGAAGAACCAAACUACGCUGAAUACAUCUCUCUCUUCCAUGGGAACACUGGUCAAAAUAUAUACAUUUGGCCCGUGCACAGAGAUGCUAGUCAGGAGGUAGUAUCCAUUUCCUGUGAAAAGCAAUAGAUGUGAAUGAAAUUUCUUAUUUGCGCUUGUCCUCUAAUUGCGCCAUAUUUUUCUCUUUCAUGUGAUAUGGACAGAUUAGGUACCUUGUGAGCAAGUGCAGUUAAAGGAUGACAACGAGCCAUCAAAGAGAACGCGAAUAGGGUUGAAAUUAAAACAAUGGAUGAGCAUUUACCAUGUGCAUUUACCAAUGAAGCAAAGAUAUUUGUCUAAUUCGAAUGAUGUCAACUUGGUCUUACACAUUCAGAAGGGACGUGCGAGGGGAAAUGCAUGUCACCAAUGUGGCUUUUGAUCCCCAUUCUAAGUCAUGGGCCAUAAUAAUGGAUGAUAGCGUCGGCUACACUGCUCGGACUUAUGCUAUUUCAUUCGGCUAUCUACCCGAGGUUUUUGUUGAGCAGCUUUACUUUGAACUUUCAAUCAUGGUAGAUCCCAUAGGUGCAUAUCACAAUUCUUAUAAUACAAACCAGGAUGAAUUUGUGUUGGACCUAUGAGGAACACACACACACCAACCUCUUACCGUGGAAUUCUUGAUUAUGACAGUCUUGACUGCUUGUUUCCAUAUUCGAAGGACUGGAUUCGGGCACAUAGGUCGCAGAACUAUUACAUCACCAUAGUGGCUGGAGCAGUUGACCACAGAUUUCUUGUUAUAAGGUCCAAGGGUUGGUCCGUGAAUGUUUAAUUUCUAUUCCAAUGACUCCUAAGUAAUGUUAUACUUCACCAUUUUACCAGUUUUUAUUGAUAUGCCACAAGGACCCCCAGUGUUAGGCAGUAUUGUUGUGUUACCAAUACAUUUCCUUUCAAGUGAAGAGGGCAGAAGGUUUUUACGUCACCGCCUUUUUGAAGUACUUCUAUUCAACAGCAAUACAAACUAGCUUGUAAGCUGUCAAACGUACAUUUUAUAGUCUAAAGAAAGCGGAUUUCUUUCUUC